AUUGAGCCGGUUAUACGGAGGAGAAGGAGAGAAACUCACUGGACUUCGUCAAAGACAACGCUGGUGGGCAUGUAGAUCUUGUACAGACGCACAAUGGUGGCCAACACGGUCACUCCCAGGGCCGCCACAUAGUCGGGCCCGGGCAGCAGGAAGACGUCGUUGUCCUCGACGCCGUCAGACCUGUACGAGGCAUUCUUCUUGGCCUUGCUCGACCUGUUGGAUGCAGAUGCGACUGGCGCCACCAAGGGCUGCUUCUCGGCGACAAGCGGAGGUUGAGGGCUGCGGCCCCGCGCACUCGCUUUCGCCAUGGCGAGGGAUGAGGUCGGCGGGGGAGACUGGCGAUUCUGCGGCGACUGGAGGAGCGAGGAGAGCAGAGUCGAGGACCAGGCACUGCGGCAGGCUGGAGAAAAUGUCCGCUUCGGACCGGUAAAUGAGCGUAUCGAACGAAGGAGCGGAGGCGGGAUGGGAGUCGAAAAUUAAUAAAGAUGCCUCAUGGGAAGAAGCUGACAAAGGGAACCAAGGAAGGAGAAGACGCAAAAACCAAUUCGGCCGAUCAAAGCAGCAGCCGCCGGUCAAGUCGCAGCGCGCAGAAGAAAUAAAAGGGAGAAGACACGAGGCCGAAAAAAAGGUCGUCGUGAUGGACGAAACCAAGAGUCAGGGGUGGGAGGAGGAGCUGCGCAACCAGAGCGUGGUCCAGCUUCGCGUGCCGCUCCCAGCAUUGGCUUCAAUUGUAGCUACAGUGGCCUUAACCCGCGCUCGUUCAGCCUUGGCGCCACUGCUGCACAGCCAUACUACCAGCCCGCAAGUAGCUGGUACCCGCGACAACGGCUCCGGCGCCAUACAACGGCGAGUACCUGCUAAGGCAUACCUGCAGCUGGUAAAAUUGGCUCUCAGUGGCAGAAACGGCCCCGUUGCGGGCUAUAGCCUCGUGUUUUUUUUCUGGCCCCUUGCCUCUAGGAUGGUACUAUUGGCUACUAGCACUGAAACAUGCGAAUCCCAUCCAUCGUAA
Trichoderma asperellum CBS 433.97 is the source of this 1009-nucleotide messenger RNA. The record is from RefSeq and is a predicted model, not a curated record. NCBI's taxonomy places the organism in Eukaryota, Fungi, Ascomycota, Sordariomycetes, Hypocreales, Hypocreaceae.